UCUAAUCUAAAUAAAGACACAGACUACAUGACUUCCUCAAUGUUACAUCUGAGCUUCAAAGCGAUGGCACAUUACAGUCGUUGCCCGCACAAGCACUAGAAUAGUUAUGAGUCGAACACGCUGUGAUAUCAUGGAUCGCUGAGGCAAACCAAAAUGAAUCUAAACACAUCUUUGCCUGCUUUGCCUGACAUUAUGGGCCACAUUCCACAGGUGUACAGGACUGCUAGCAUAGCCUUCUAUGCUAUUAUCUUCACCAUAGGCUUGGUGGUCAACCUGACUGCUCUCUGGGUCUUUGCUUUGACUACUAAAAAACGGAACUCAAUUACGGUUUACAUGAUCAAUGUCGCUUUAGUAGACUUGGUCUUCAUUUUACUGCUACCCUUUCGAAUAGUCUACUACAGUCAAGAGUACUGGCCCUUUGGGGAUGUCUUCUGCAGGAUUAAUGCCGCGCUAACGGUGCUCUAUCCAUGUCUGGCCCUGUGGCUUUUCGCCCUGAUCAGCACAGAUCGCUACGUGGCCAUAGUGCAACCCAGACACACAAGAGAACUAAAGAGUGUCCGAAAAGCCUUACUGUCCUGUGCCGGGGUCUGGAUUAUGACUCUGGGAAGCACCGUUCCUCUCGUUCUGCUAGAAGAAGAUCCAGACCGUGCCUCAAACCAUACCACUUGCAUCAAGAUGCAUGACAUCAUCUACUUGAGGCGCGACAAUCCCGUCCACUUCACACGUCUCGUCUUCUUCUUCCUGGUGCCGGUGUCCAUCAUGGUGGGAUGUUACAUCACCAUAGUGGACAACCUCAUUCACGGUCGCACGUCCAAACUGAAGCCCAAGGUCAAGCAGAAGUCCAUUAGGAUUAUUAUCACUCUGAUCAUCCAGGUUCUGGUUUGCUUUGUACCUUUCCAUAUCUGUUUUGUUGCCCAGCUAUUGCAAAGCGGUGGGCUUGGUUACAACACAUGGGGGGCCUUCACAACCUUCUUAAUGAACGCAAGUACAGUGCUGGACAUCAUACUCUUUUACAUUGUGUCAAAGCAGUUCCAGGACCGCGUCAUCAGCGUCAUCCUGUACAGGAACUACCUUAGAAGUGUUCGCCGUAAGAGUCGUCAUACCAACAGCGUACGCUCGCUUAGCAACCUGACCAGCGCCAUGAUCUGAGACAAAAAACAGGACAAAAACAUCUGUAAAAAAUAUUAAGUUACCUGGUUGCCUUAAAAUUUUGAGUUCAUUCAACUUAAAAAUAUCAGUUGACUUGUUGAACUUUUUUUAAGUUGUAUUAACUCAAGGCAACCAUGAAACUUACUUUGUUUUUACAGUGUAUCUGCUUACAGUGAUUGUACAUUUAUUGGUUGAAUGUAAAUAUUAAAAUUGCUUAUAUUUUUACAUGAACUCUUUGCAGGUUCUUUAAAGAACCAUUUCUUUCUUACUUUUUAUAGUCUGUAGGAACUUUUUCAACUAAUCCAAAUGUGUGCACUAAAUUGAUUCUAUGGAUGGUAAAGGGAUAGUUUACAGGAAAAGGAAAAUUCUGUCUUCAUUUAUCAAGUUGAUGCAAACCAAACCUGUAUAAAUUUCUUUGUUGUUCUGAACACAAAUGAAAAUAUUUUUAAAAAUAUUUAUAACCGAACAUACCAUUUAUUUUUAUAGUAGUGAUGGUGCCCCACAUGGUGCUUGGUUUGCAGCAUUUUUCAAAAUGUCUGUUUAGUUAAUAUAUAGUUUGGAACAACUUGUAAGUUAAACAUGACAGAAUUUUAUUUUUCGGUGAACUAUCCCCAUUAAGCAAGGUUGGCCAAGCUUGGUCCUUGAGGGCUGGUGUCCUGCAGAGUUUAGCUCCAAACCUAACCAAACACACCUAAAGCAGCUAAUUAAGAUCUUACUACACUUUAAAAUGGCUGGGUUAUUUUUGACCCAUAAUGGGUAAAUAUUGGACAGAACACAUGCUGGGUUUCAAAAUGACCCAAUGUUGGGUUAUUGUUAUGCAACCAUGGGGUAUAAUAACCCUGCAUCGGGUCAAUAUUAACCCAGCAGUGUGUUCUGUCCAACAUUUAUCCAUAAUGGGUCAAAAAUAACCAAGCCAUUUUUAAAGUGUAAGCAUACUACUUACUUCCAGGCAGAUGUGCUGAGGCAAGUUGGAGCAAAACACAGGCCAAGCCAAUUUUAAUGGCACAACUUAGCACCUUUAUUUUUAAGAAUGUACUGUGAUUUUAUUUGCUGAAUGUCACUUAAUGGCUCAAAAAUAGUCAAAAAUAUGAGCAAUGUGUGUUUUUUUUAUAUAAAAAAUGCCAUUUUAAUUUGACUGGGAAAUAAAUUGCAUGCAAAAUGCACAUUCUGUAGUGAAAAUGUUUAAAGGGGGUACACUUUAUAAUAUUAAAGCACUUUAUAAUACCUUUAAUGCAUAAUUAUGCACCAUUUAGCUGUGUUUUAGAAAAUGCAAUGAAGGUCAUUUAUCAAGCUGACCACAAUGACAACGAAAUUAAAUGAACAAUAUGCUGUAGUAGUGCAUGAAUUUAACUGUUCUGUAAACUCAAACUGCAAUUUAUAAGAAGCCAAUAGGUGGUGCUACUGCACAGGGUACGUCUUUGUUACUGUUACAGCGUUUUGUCUCAAUAUCACCAUCAGGUGGUGUCAUGUAAUAACAGUCAAAUUUAAAGACCAUUAGAAUGUGGUGCAUUAUUUCAGGUUAAAGUGGCAUCAUGUACUUUAUUUUUUUUAUUAUUAUUUUGACCGUUGAUGUUUCAUUCAAAUUGUUUUUGUUUUCUUAAACGUCCUAUAAAAUACAUGCCGAGUGCUGACUGAU
This is a messenger RNA of Paramisgurnus dabryanus, 2785 nucleotides long. RefSeq names its product G protein-coupled receptor 18 (gene gpr18). Gene Ontology annotation, cellular component: plasma membrane. The record is from RefSeq and is a predicted model, not a curated record. Gene Ontology annotation, biological process: phospholipase C-activating G protein-coupled receptor signaling pathway; positive regulation of Rho protein signal transduction. NCBI's taxonomy places the organism in Eukaryota, Metazoa, Chordata, Actinopteri, Cypriniformes, Cobitidae. Gene Ontology annotation, molecular function: G protein-coupled receptor activity.